CAGUCCUUUGCGCUAACUAUAAUGAAAACGGAAGAACGCCACUUUGCAGAGGCAUGUGCAGAACAGUUUCAAACUGUGGCAUGCAAGUGGGAAAUUGAAAGAAAAGUUACAACCAUUGGGACUGACAGUGCACGCAAUAUGAUUGCUGCGGCUCGUAUUCUACCAUACGAGCAUAUGCCCUGUAUCGCGCACGUCAUACAGAGAAGCAUCACUGUGAGUCUCGCUGACAGCGGAUUUGUUCCUGCAUUAGCCAAGUGUCGCAAGAUUGUGGGACAUUUUAAACACAGCCCGGCAAACUUAACGGAGCUGAAUGCAGAGCAGGUGAAACUCGGACAGCAGCAGGAGCCACUGAUCCAAGACGUUCCAACGCGGUGGAAUUCCACACUUGAAAUGGUCAAACGCAUCAUCCCCAAUCAAGCAGCAAUAAAAGCAACCCUGGAUCAACAGCAGCAUAAUCUCGUCAUGCUGACGCCAGCAGAAUGGGAUAAACUCCAGAGACUGGAGACCCUUCUAGAGCCCUGCCGGUAUGUGACUCAGAUCCUGGGUGGGGAGGCCUACGUCUCCUGCUCAGUGGUACUACCUGCCCUCUGCCACUUACACCGUGUAAUGGAAACUUCUGAUGAGGACCCUGCAUACAUGAUUAGAUUUAAGACCAAAUUCAAAGACGACCUAGGCUCCCGCCAAGAACACACCAACAAUGCAUGGCUCAAGAUUGCAACCGCACUGGACCCACGUUUUAAGGACUUGAAAAGUGUGCCCAAGGCAGACAGAGAGGAGGUGUGGACCAAACUUGGAGGCCUUCUGCGUGAAUCACCUGGAAGACCUUCACACACUACUGAAGAUGGGCCACCCAAGAAGAAAAUGAACCUUCUUCUACAGCUGGGCUCAGAUUCAGAAUCAGAUGAAGAGGUACAGCCUGACAGAGCCUUACACAGGUACAGAGCAGAGCCCACCAUUGAAAUGACGGACUGUCCCUUGCAGUGGUGGUCAUCUCAUGCAGGAGCCCAUGACAAGCUGGCUCCGUUGGCUCGGAAAUAUCUAGCCACUCCUGCAUCCUCAGUUCCCUGUGAAAGACUCUUCUCACUUGCCGGUCACAUUGUGCAAAAGAAGCGGUCAGCUUUACUCUCAGAAAAUGUGGACAAAUUGGUUUGCCUCAGUAACUGGCUAAAGGAUGAAUAGAGAAGCGGGCCACAUGUAAUUGUGUAGGCCAUGUUCUUUUGGUUUGAUA
This is a messenger RNA of Entelurus aequoreus (snake pipefish), 1228 nucleotides long. RefSeq names its product E3 SUMO-protein ligase ZBED1-like. NCBI's taxonomy places the organism in Eukaryota, Metazoa, Chordata, Actinopteri, Syngnathiformes, Syngnathidae. The transcript has 2 exons. Gene Ontology annotation, molecular function: protein dimerization activity. The coding region runs from base 22 to 1179 and encodes 385 amino acids. The record is from RefSeq and is a predicted model, not a curated record.